This is a messenger RNA of Teleopsis dalmanni, 1859 nucleotides long. Its product is annotated as interaptin. The record is from RefSeq and is a predicted model, not a curated record. The transcript has 2 exons. NCBI's taxonomy places the organism in Eukaryota, Metazoa, Arthropoda, Insecta, Diptera, Diopsidae. Bases 97 to 1734 code for a protein of 545 amino acids.
UAAAGCGCUUUUUGUUCUGCCGUUACUUUUUCCAUAAAUAAUUAUUAUUAUUUCCAUAAAUAAUUAUUAUUAUUUUCAUAAAUAAUUUAAUUAAAUAUGUUAAAAUUAAAUUUUGAUAAUGAAGGAAGCAACCAUGGUGACUUCUUUGGCAAUUUAGACCGGCGCUCGAAUUUGGAUGAACUUUUCGACAGCGCGGAAGAAACUGAAGAUCAAAACUUAAAAUAUAAACGUACAAAACAACCACAUUCCGAACCUACCUCAACAGCUACCGGCACUCAAGCUCAGGCAUGGAAAACAGAAUUGGCGUUGGUGGCAACUGCUUACAAGGCGGACGCAUCAAUGGGCAAAGUAGGUGUGGCGCUGUUAAGAGAUGCAACAAAUAAUUUCAGGGUCAUCAUUUACAAAACAAAAACUUCAAUUCUAUCUAAUUUGAACGUAAAAAAGGAAGACCAAACAAAUUUUUAUAUGCAAAAUAAUUAUAUACAAUUUUAUGAUGAAAGUAUGAUCUUUUGGAGUUUAAACUUUGACAAGCAUGAGGAUAGGCAAGCAUUUAUAGAUAAAUUGAAUUUCUUUAAUAUCAAAGUAGAAGAUAAACCAGAAAUAAAAACACAAACGGAAAUAAUCGAAAAAGUAAAAGAAAGUCCAGUGAUAAUCAUGGACGACAAAGUUGACGAAUCACCCAAGGGAAAGAACAACACACGAACAAGUUUACUAUCACGUAUAUCAAAGGUAGGCCAACAAUUGCCAAUAUUUCCGAAAUCAGAUAAAAUAACUAAUAACGAAAUUGUCACUACCACCGAAUACAGUGACUCAUCGGAUGCGGAAGUAGUAGCAACUCCACUUAUAGUCACCAAUAAGCCAACUAUUGCACCAAAAAGCAAAACAAUGAGUAAAUUAACAAAUAACCAAAUAGUGGCUGCAAACAGCACAAGUUUCUAUGGAAACAAUACACAGUUUAAUGCAAUGGAAACUCAAUUUCUGCAGAUGAUGCUCACAGAGAAUCGUACACAAAAUACAGAAAUGCGUAUGGUCAUUAAUAAAUUAGAGUCAAAAAUUGAAAAAGUUAUGGACAAGGUAGAUGGCAUGUCAACCGGUGGAAAUCAGAAAACAAACAAAGAUGACGAAAUAAUUGCAUUAGAAGAAAAACUAUUGGAAUUAAAGAAAGAAAAUAGAAAACUGAAGCAGACGUUGGACAAUAACUCACAACGGAUAAACGAAGAAUCAUUCCAUAAUUUAUUAAAAAUUUAUGCUGACGACUUUGAGGAUUUAGGCAUAAAACCGAUAAAGGAUCUUGAAAAAGUUUUUAAUGAUUUAAUAGAAAAAUCUAAGCAAUUUCAAAAAAGCAAUAUAAAAAAUGAAUCUAGUGUAAAGGAAGAGAUGAAGAAGAGUCAACUGUUAGAACAAGAACUCGAAACGGAAAGAGAAAGUCAUAAAAUAAUAAAAAAGAAAUUAUUAGAAUUAGAAAAUACAUUGGAAAACUUAAAGCAAAGUCAUAUGGAGAAAGAAAUCGAGGUCGAAACAUUGAACCAAAAGCUUGUGGAACAAUUGGAAGCACAGCAAAAUAAAACACAACAGGAAAAAACACAAACUGAAAUCGUUCUCAAAAUUAUGAACAAUUUAUAUGGAAGCUUGAGCACAAAAAUGGACGAUCUGGAUGUGUUGCAAAAGGAACAAAUUAUAGCAAUUAUUGGACAAACAAUUAGAGAGGAAAGCCUAAAAGUGAUUCGCAAAUAAGCCAUAAAAUAAGUUUAAAGUAUUAUAAGUAUUAAUAUAUAAUAUCUAAGAAAUAAUUUUAUUUUGUUAAAUGUAUUUAAAUAUACUUAAAGUAAACCAAUAUUUAAUAUCGGUCUAAAUGAUUG